Messenger RNA from Xenopus laevis (African clawed frog), 2176 nucleotides. It is a transcript of the gene arl13b.L, whose product is annotated as ADP ribosylation factor like GTPase 13B L homeolog. Gene Ontology annotation, molecular function: GTPase activity; GTP binding. Gene Ontology annotation, cellular component: ciliary membrane; cilium; non-motile cilium. Gene Ontology annotation, biological process: non-motile cilium assembly; receptor localization to non-motile cilium. The record is from RefSeq and is a predicted model, not a curated record. NCBI's taxonomy places the organism in Eukaryota, Metazoa, Chordata, Amphibia, Anura, Pipidae. The transcript has 12 exons. Bases 425 to 1666 code for a protein of 413 amino acids.
AAGCCGUGGUGAGGUGGUCACGUGGCUGCGUUGGGACGUCCCAGCUGUUUCCUUUGGCAAUACAAUGGCGGCGCGCUGUUUUGCUGGAAGCUCAGCUAGCGGAUGAUCAGUGCGGUGGGCGGCCUCGAAAAUAGGACUAUCGAUAAUAGAGUGAAUUCCCAGGGAGGAAAAAGCUUUGUGGGAGCCAUGCUGGAAGGAUCUUCAUGACAGACUCCCCAGUGAAAGAUUACAGAUCAAUCCCGUAUCCUGUUUGUACCGACUCCCACCGUUUCCAUUGCUCAUGCUCCAGGAAUGUUCAGUCUAAUGGCGAACUGCUGUAACUGGCUAAAGCGCUGGCGGGAACCAGUUAGAAAAGUGACGUUGGUUAUGGUGGGACUUGAUAACGCUGGAAAAACUGCAACUGUGAAGGGAAUCCAAGGAGUCUAUGGGGAAUGCCUCUGGCAAAGCAACAAGCAUGGCAGCUCCCACUCAUAAAUGUGAAAUUGGAAUCGAGUCUCCAGAAGACGUGGCUCCAACUGUUGGAUUUUCAAAGGCCGACAUUAAACAGGGGAGAUUUGACAUCACAAUGUUUGAUCUCGGCGGUGGAAAGAGAAUUCGAGGAAUCUGGAAAAACUAUUAUGCAGAAUCCUAUGGGGUCGUGUUUGUUAUUGAUUCCAGCGACAUGGAGCGGAUGGAGGAAACAAAGGAAACCAUAGCGGAGGUUCUGAGGCAUCCCAGGAUCUCAGGGAAACCUGUGCUGGUGCUGGCUAAUAAACAGGACCGGGAAGGCGCUUUGUCAGAAGCAGAUAUAAUAGAGUUCCUCUCCUUGGAAAAGCUUGUCAAUGAAAACAAAUGCUUAUGCCAGAUAGAGCCCUGCUCAGCAGCCAUCGGCCAUGGGAAAAAGAUCGAUAAGUCCAUAAAAAACGGCUUAAACUGGUUGUUACGUGUCAUAGCAAAAGACUUUGAAGCAUUACAUGAGCGUAUUCUGAAAGAAACAGCAGAACAACGAGCACAAGAGGAGCAGGACAAGAGGGAAAGAGCAGAGAGAGUGAAAAGGCUCCGGGAGGAGAGAGAAGAAAAAGAAAAGGAAGAAGCAGAAAGAGAAGGGAAGCAGGAAAUUGUUGAGGACAAGUCCAUUCCAAUGGUCAAUCCCUUCCAGCCUAUAUCUGCUGUUAUCAUUGAGAAUGAAGAGAAAAUCCGUAAAGAAAAGGAAAAAAAGAGACCGAAAAUGCAGACUAAACAAAAUGGAGUCGGCAUUGCACUAGAGUCUAAAGAGGAGGAAGACCAAAUGGAGACUGGAAGUGAAAGCAGCCAAAACAGCAGGACACCGAGGGACAACGAUCUGCUGGAAUCCUACAAAGAUGCUUUGGUUCAAAAACUAGAGGAAGACGACAAAAGUUUAGACACUGAAAAAGAGGAUUCAGCACAAAGCAAGAAGAAACCAAAAAAGCUUAAAUUAAAAAGAAAUCACAAAGUUGAACCUGUCAGUAUUGAAGAAACCAACCCAAAGACCCCAUCUCCGCCGCCACCUCAAUUACCUGUCGGCUGGGGAACCCCCAAAGUUACUAGACUUCCAAAACUUGAACCUCUCGGAGAAACACAUCAUAAUGAUUUUUACGGGAAGCCACUACCUCCGCUGAUAUUACGACAAAGACCCAACAGUGAUACCCAUGACAUCAUUUCUUAAAAACAGGAAUGUUCCUCGAGGACUGCAAUAUAUUGAUGGGGUUACACAGCAGUAUUUUAUUCUUUUCAUAUAAAGGAAAUACUCAACCGUGGAACAGUUUUCUUUCUCAAAUGUCCCAGCCUCUGAGGUUGGUUCUUCUGCCUUAAAACGUUUCAUGGUUGACAGCUCAGCUGUUGGAGGAAGCACAUUUUUAUAGGUCAGAACUCAAAAGAAGAGGAUGGACUGAAAACGGUUGUGGUACAGGUUAUUAUAAAACAGAUGUUCUGUUUCAUAUCAGAUUUGUAAGUUCUGAUAUUCCUGAUUGGGAGAGAUCUGCUGUGGACAUAUGCACCUAGGCAGUAUCUAAGUCAAAACACUAAGGCUGAUGCAAAAUAAAUUUAUUGCAGGUAUGGGAUCUGUUAUCCUGGAAACCCUGUAUCCAGAAAGCUCUGAAUUAUGGAAAGACUGUCUCCCAUAGACUCCAUUUUAUCCAAAUAACCCAAAUGUUUUUAAAAUGAUUUACUUUUUCUC